CACCACACAAUUUCUACUGUCUCGCAGGAUCGGCUUGUACCACAAUGUCUAACCUGAAGAGAACGUUUAUGAGGAACUGGUUUGCCAUUGAGGCGUUCUCAAGCGUAGACAUUGUCAGCUGGGCUAUCGUCGGCGUUGUCCUUGGGGGCGGUACAUGGUAUCUCACCCGCCUUGCCCGCGGUCCAACUAUCGUCUGGACUCGUGACAACCCCACGCCUUGGAACGACAUUAAGCCAGAUGAAGGUACGAAGUUGAUCACAGUGAACCAGCACUUUGAGAAAGGUUGGGAACGCAAAAAGCUCUGAAAGGGCGCUAUGCGCAUAGUGCACAGGAGCUUUAAUCCUAUAACCUCAUAAUUUCCUGUCUAAACUUCUGUAACUAACUUGCAUCCGUCUAUCGAAUUCUUUCUGUCUGCUCCGUUGAGGCAUGACGUUUCGUGUGACACCC
Molecule: messenger RNA, 447 nt
Organism: Somion occarium
Lineage: Eukaryota; Fungi; Basidiomycota; Agaricomycetes; Polyporales; Cerrenaceae
Source: the annotation of a GenBank genome assembly